Prorocentrum cordatum is the source of this 1480-nucleotide messenger RNA. Lineage: Eukaryota; Dinophyceae; Prorocentrales; Prorocentraceae. The record is from the annotation of a GenBank genome assembly.
AGGCUCCUGGGCCUUCCAGCACGGGCCGGGCGCGUGUGCGGCGCGCGACACCAGCUGCGCGGUCAUGGUCACAGUGGAUAUCAAGCCGGACCGUGUCGACGAUUUCCUGGCCGCGAUGGAGGUGGAUGUCACUAAAUCGCGGGACCAGGCAUCGGAUCCUGGUUGCAUGCGCUUCGACUUGCUGCGGAGCAUAGAGGAGUGUGGCUGACCCGCUGGCAGAGCCCACGGACACGGGCGCGAAUGAUUCUACGAGGCGUACUUGGACGACGGCGCGUCUGCCCACCACAAGAGCACUGCGCAUUACAAGGCGUGGGCGGACUUCAAGGCCAGCGGCGGCGUGGCGGGCCAGAGCGUGCGGAAGCUCGAGACCAGGAGCAUUCCGGGGCAGUGGGCCUUCCAGGGCGGUUCGCCCACCGUUCCGACCGUGGAGCUCGCUGGCGUGCGCGUACCGCUCCUCGGCUUCGGCACCUACAAGGUCGGCGCCGUGCCGGCCUCCGCGUCCGGCGCCACGGCCGCGCCGGCGCCGCCUGCUGGCCCUGCAGUCGUGGAUCAGGUGAUUAAGGACGCCCUGCUGUCGGGCUACCCCAUGCUGGACUGCGCCCAGUUCUACAUGAACGAGCAUUGGGUCGGAGACGCACUGAAGAAGUGCGGCGUCAGGAGAGACGACGUGUUCUUGGCGUCCAAGGUGUGGAACGACACCAUCUACGCUGGGCCCGAAGCCGUCAAGGCUCAGGUCGACAAGACCAUCUCGGAGCUGCAGUGUGGCCACCUCGACCUCUGCCUGGUCCACUGGCCAGUGCCGGGCAAGCACGUGGCCGCCUACAACGCGCUCCGGGAGUGCAAGGCGGCCGGCAAGGUCAAGGCGAUCGGCGUGUCCAACUAUUGCGUCGAGGACUUGGAGGAGCUCAAGGCGGCGGGCGGAUAUGGCACCAACGAGGCCGACCGGCCGGCUCUGAACCAGUUCGAGGUCAACCCGCUGCUGUUCCGCCGGAAGACGAUUGAUUAUUGCAGGAGCGAGGGCAUCCACGUGCAGGCAUACCGCGGCAUCAUGCAGAACCCCACAAAGGCGGCCGCCACCGUCCCCGAGCUUCAGCGCGUGUGCGAGGAGACGGGCCGGCCUGCCUCACAGGUGCUGGGGAGAUUCCUCGUGCAGCAGGGCAUCUCGCACCUGCCCAAGGCGAGCUCCCUGGAGCGCAUGAAGGAGAACUCCGACAUCUUCAGCUUCCAGCUCAUCACUCGGGGCUCUCCGCCUCACGACGGCGGCCGCCCUGGACGCGUUCCAGCAGCUGUACACCAAGUGCAUCUGGCGCGACACGCCAGAGGCGGGAAGUGCGCUGCCAGGUGACCGCACGCUCGACUAGGGGUUCGCACGUGUUGUGGCCUUACCUCUUAGGUUUCACGGCAUAGCCUCGGAUUUUUCCCGCGCUGAGCGUCGCGGCUCACAGCCACAACAGACGAGGGCAGCCCAGCGUAUAAGCGG